GAUAAGUACUACUGAGGUGCUCCGAGUUACUCAGUGCAACUGGAAAGCAGCGCUCAUGCUUGUAGUCCUUACUAGCUUCGAGUCAUCCAAACGCGUCACCCCAAAACGUCAAAAAAUGAUUUCUGAUGACCCUUCAUCGAAGAAGUGCGCUUUGAAAUCGAAGAUCACACCACUGCGCAGAUCCGUUUCGACGACUAGCAUCGGAGGGUUGUUCACCGCCCAUUUAAAUUUACGUGACACCAGAUCGUACGCGGGGGGUAUGGAUGACACCAGAAGCACCAAUUCUGACGAUGAGGGAGUGGAACUAGAUAAGAACGUCACCGAAGAGCGGAACCGGUGCCCGGAAGGGAAAGAUGAAGUGGAAACGAGGGACGCGGUCACCAAUAAAGUGUUUCUAGUAAAAAAGGAGGAUUUGCAGCAACAUACGCUCAAUGAGGUAGCCUACCUAUGGAAGAAAGAUUGCAGAAUAUGGCUGUGGAAAAAUUGCGCCGAACUAAAAUCAAACAAGUCGGUGGCCGAGAAGCUAAAGACGGGGAUUACUGAGUUGAGGCAGUGCACGUUUUAAAUGUUUUAUAUAUACCAUAUAUUUAUUGUUUUUUCCAUGAACAUCACCGUAUAACGAACUUAUCUCAACCAUUCCUGAAAAUCGACUAUUUGAUGAACAUGCGCCUUCCAUAAAGAUUACCCCAAUUCUUACUGAA
Messenger RNA from Acanthoscelides obtectus, 701 nucleotides. NCBI's taxonomy places the organism in Eukaryota, Metazoa, Arthropoda, Insecta, Coleoptera, Chrysomelidae. The record is from the annotation of a GenBank genome assembly.